Messenger RNA from Helianthus annuus (common sunflower), 1756 nucleotides. RefSeq names its product fructose-bisphosphate aldolase 1, chloroplastic. The transcript is spliced from 6 exons. Gene Ontology annotation, molecular function: fructose-bisphosphate aldolase activity. The record is from RefSeq and is a predicted model, not a curated record. NCBI's taxonomy places the organism in Eukaryota, Viridiplantae, Streptophyta, Magnoliopsida, Asterales, Asteraceae. Bases 372 to 1568 code for a protein of 398 amino acids. Gene Ontology annotation, cellular component: cytosol. Gene Ontology annotation, biological process: glycolytic process; fructose 1,6-bisphosphate metabolic process.
AUAUGAACCAUUUAUUGUUAACCAGCAAUAUUCACAUGGACAAAAAUGUAACACAGACAUAAAUCCAAGGACUAUUCAUGCAACCUACCCACAAUCACAUGUUCACUUAAUGGCAAUCAUAAGCUCUCCACAGGGGGCCAAAUAUCAACCCUUCAUCACAUAUCAUCUUCACAACAACUGCUCAAUUCCCACUUGCCAUGUCAGCAAAGUUAUCACCCACGUGGCAACCUACCAUUGGCCAACCCAUUAUGGCCUCAAAAUGCAUAUCACAAGUGACACCAAGUAGAAGUAUAAAACAGUGAACCCAAACACAUAAUGAGUGGUGCUUAAUUCAAAAGGAUAGAAGUUGAGUUCAUUCAUUGAAUCCAAUUAUGGCCUCAGCUUCUCUUUUCAAGCCAUCUGCAGCAACUGUUCUUGAUAAGUCUGACUGGGUCAAGGGCCAGACGCUUCGACAAGCCAACGUGUCUGCGGUCCGGUUCAACGCGGCUGCACCCUCAGCACUUACUGUCCGUGCAAGUUCUUAUGCCGAUGAGCUUGUUAAAACCGCGAAAACCGUGGCCUCCCCCGGCCGGGGAAUCCUUGCCAUGGACGAGUCAAACGCGACUUGUGGAAAGCGGUUAGACUCAAUCGGGCUAGAGAACACCGAAGCUAACCGCCAAGCUUACCGGACCCUCUUGGUUAGUGCACCAGGUCUAGGCAACUACAUCUCAGGUGCCAUCCUCUUUGAGGAAACUUUGUACCAAUCCACAACCGAUGGCAAGAAGAUCGUCGAUGUUCUUUUGGAACAAGGAAUUGUCCCCGGUAUCAAGGUUGACAAGGGUCUAGUCCCAUUGGCAUUUUCAAAUGAUGAGUCAUGGUGCCAAGGUCUUGAUGGACUUGCGUCUCGUUCGGCUGCUUACUACCAACAGGGUGCCCGUUUCGCCAAAUGGCGCACUGUUGUGAGCAUUCCCAAUGGUCCAUCAGCACUUGCAGUGAAGGAAGCAGCUUGGGGUUUGGCCCGUUAUGCUGCUAUUUCUCAGGACAACGGGCUGGUCCCAAUUGUCGAGCCCGAGAUAUUGCUUGAUGGAGAGCACGGAAUUGACAGGACCUUUGAGGUUGCACAAAAGGUGUGGGCUGAAGUGUUCUUUUACUUAGCCGAAAACAACGUGAUGUUUGAAGGCAUCCUCUUGAAACCAAGCAUGGUUACACCUGGUGCCGACUGCAAAGAACGGGCCACACCCGAACAAGUUGCUUCUUACACUCUCAGCCUUCUUCAUAGAAGAAUCCCGCCUGCGGUUCCUGGAAUCAUGUUUUUGUCGGGUGGACAAUCCGAGGUGGAGGCUACACUCAACUUGAAUGCAAUGAACCAAAGCCCGAACCCAUGGCACGUGUCGUUUUCAUACGCACGGGCCCUUCAGAACACUUGUUUGAAGACAUGGGGAGGAAGGCCCGAGAAUGUGAAGGCGGCUCAAGAUGCUUUGCUGCAGAGGGCUAGUGCCAACUCACUGGCUCAGCUCGGGAAAUACACCGGUGAGGGUGAAUCCGAGGAGGCGAAAAAGGGCAUGUUUGUUAAGGGCUAUGUCUACUAAGUUAAAACAACAUAUACUAUGAAUUUGUGUUGAUGUCUUUAGCCCAUGGAGACUGCUACUUUUGUUCAUAGCAUAUCUACUUGACUACUUCUAGCAAUCCUAUAAGUUUUUGUGCUACUAUUCAUGAUAUACACAUGUCUUUAUUUGAACAUGGCCCAAUAGUUAUGGAUUGGGCUUUGGGACUUUAA